This is a messenger RNA of Dreissena polymorpha, 394 nucleotides long. RefSeq names its product heat shock 70 kDa protein 12A-like. The transcript has 3 exons. The record is from RefSeq and is a predicted model, not a curated record. Bases 11 to 346 code for a protein of 111 amino acids. Lineage: Eukaryota; Metazoa; Mollusca; Bivalvia; Myida; Dreissenidae.
UAACAGAUUCAUGAAAGACGGUUUGACGGAGAUGUCUAAUAAUCAAGUGGCUGGUUUAAAGCCAGACGAUGUGCAUUGGGUGCUUACCGUGCCGGCUUUAUGGAACGAUUCGGCAAAACAUUUUAUGAGGUUGGCAGCUUUGCAGGCCGGAAUAUCAGCUGACAAAUUGACUCUUGCACUCGAGCCAGAAGCGGCAUCUCUUAACUGCAGACACAUAACAGUGCAAAAAGUUGGGGACACAAACAUAUCCAAAUUUCAACCUGGGAAGAAAUAUUUAGUUCUAGACGCCGGAGGAGGAACGAUUGAUAUAACGGUUCAUGAGGUCUGUGAGGGUGGCGCACUUUAAGAGAUCCACAAGGCGAGUGGCGGGUACUGGGGAGGAACGAAAGUCGAC